AUGUGGUUAGGGGGAGCAAGACCAAUUAUAUUUCCACUGGAUCAAGAUGUGAAGCUAACUAGUGUGGAAUAUGACAAAUUGUUUGGGAUACAGGAGAAUGAUCAUAAACUUGAAGACACAAGAGUAUACCAGAGGUUAAUUGGCAAACUUCUAUAUCUGGCAAUCAUAAGACCGGAUAUCUCUUUUGCAGUUCAGACUCUAAGUCAAUUCAUGAAUGCACCAAAUCCAUCUCACUAUGAAGCAACCCUAAGAGUAGUAAAAUAUGUGAAAAACAUCCCAGGGAAAGGUCGACUGAUGAGUAGCAAACAGAGUGGCAAGGUUAUGGCAUUUUGUGAUGCUGAUUGGGCAUCAUGCCCAGUAACUAGAAAAUCAGUAAUAAGCUAUUGCAUAAAACUUGGAGAUUCAAUGAUUUUCUGGAAAUCCAAGAAGCAGAGUACAAUUUCAAGAAGCUCAGCAGAAGCAGAAUGCAGUAGUAUGGCCACAACUGUAGCAGAAUUGGUGUGGUUACAUGGAUUACUCGAAGAGGUAAGUAUGAAGGUUGAUUUGCCCAUGGAGUUAUACUGCGACAAUAAAGCAGCACUGCAGAUUGCAUCUAAUCCUAUGUAUCAUGAGCGUACAAAGCAUAUAGAAAUUGACUGUCAUUUUAUUAGAGAAAAGUUUAAGUAG
Messenger RNA from Nicotiana attenuata, 666 nucleotides. RefSeq lists its product as uncharacterized. The record is from RefSeq and is a predicted model, not a curated record. The transcript has a single exon. The coding region runs from base 1 to 666 and encodes 221 amino acids. Lineage: Eukaryota; Viridiplantae; Streptophyta; Magnoliopsida; Solanales; Solanaceae.